AUGGCCAACACCGGCCUUUGUGACGAGUGGAGAAGCGGUUGUGUGCCGCUGGUGACGAUUGGCCUGGUGGCCUUGUCAAAGUUUUUGCAGAGAUGGAGAAACCAAAUGUGUGAAUGUCCACGAGGGCAGACCGAACAGCGAGACCUUGAGAUUUCCCCACGCUUCGUGAAAAAUGGCCGCAAUGACCUCACCUUCAGAUCUGAAGCCAUUCAUGUUUUUCAGUUUGCACCUUUUCCCGCCCAAAAGCCAUUUUCCAGUUCGAUCCCUUCACUGCUGCAUAUUCCGAUGUCACCGGACGAUAUUGUGCGGUUCACCGCGGCCAUCUCGAUCUGUAUGGCCUUUUUAGAGCCAGCACACCCCAGUGAAACAAUGGCUCAGAACCUCCAGGAAGAGCGCAUCUGCAAUUUCGACAAGAUGAUUACGGCCUGCCGCAACAUUUUGCAGGUUUGCGGCCAUACAAAAUAUUUGUCCUCGAUCUACGAGUUAUGGCACCAAGCAAGUCAGUCGCUGUAUUUACUGGAGCGAAUGAUGUGGCCGGAGCAGCCACCAGAGACUGCUUUGCACUUGAUCCUCCCAGCGGAACAUCGCCCUUUGACUGACCUGAUGCUGGACUCCUUCGACGAGCACCAUGAUAGCAUCUUCCAGGCGAUCCCCGCGCUCGAGGCCUUCCAUUCCUGGUUUACCCAGGCAUAUGAUACAACCUUGCACAAUGACUUCAAUGUGGUCAUCCUUGAUGCAAAGCUCUUGCUGCGCAGCGCGGAGGCACUCAUUCGUAUGAAGGUGCGAUUUCGAACAUUACAGCCUACUGGAUCAUCGGCCGGCCCCAUUGACCUUGAUGGCGAAGCUCCCACUGCUGCGCCAGCUGCAACUCCGUCGCCUGACCCGCAGCCUGCGGCCUCGAGCACCAGUCGCACUACACUGGAAUGGUACUGA
Molecule: messenger RNA, 933 nt
Organism: Cladocopium goreaui
Lineage: Eukaryota; Dinophyceae; Suessiales; Symbiodiniaceae
Source: the annotation of a GenBank genome assembly